AUGGCAACGUUCAAGCUAGUCUGCGCCGGAGGGGCCAACCCGGCCGAUGUCCUGCCCGCUACUCUGAUUGCUACUUCCGUCAACCAAGCCCGCCCAAGUCCGGUGGUGGAAAUCACUUAUGAGAAUGGCCCUAAACUGCCUGGUGGUGAUGUGAUUGAGUUCACCGGACAAAGUAGACAGACAGCUUCGGGCCUUGAUGCUGUUAUCAAGGAGCUUCGCACCACUUUUCCCUUCCUCAAAGGCAAGAAUACCGCUCAGGAAGAAGAAUGGCUGUCCCGAGUACAUGAAUACACCCCCCUCGAUUUCAAGGCGGUCGAAGGUCCUUUGCAGCGCCUGGACUCUUACCUGGUUCUCCGUUCGUUCUUGGUCGGCUACUCCCUGUCUGCGCCCGAUAUCGCCAUUUGGGGUGCGCUCCGCGGAAACCGUGUCGUUGUAUCUGCCAUCCGGAAGGGAACACUCGUCAACCUUACUCGUUGGUUCCGCUUUUUGGAAGAGCUCUGCACGUGGACUACUGGUGCGGUUGAUGAUAUCAAUGCGGCAGCAAGGGCAAAGAAAGCGGCCAAGUCCAAGGCCGGUGCUAGCUACGAUAUUGCUCUGCUGAAUACCGACCAGGGUGUCGUAACCCGCUUCCCGCCAGAGCCGUCCGGGUAUCUACACAUUGGACACGCCAAGGCAGCGCUAUUGAACGACUACUUUGCACAUGAGAAGUACAAUGGCACUCUUCUUUUGCGACUCGAUGACACGAAUCCCAGCAAGGAGAAUAUGGAAGAAUUCCACGAUGCUAUUUUGGAAGAUUUGGCUUUAAUGGGUAUUAAGCCUGACAGACUUUCUCAUUCGUCGGAUUAUUUUCAGAUGAUCCACGAUUACUGCAUUCAGAUGAUCAAAGACGGGAAUGCGUAUGCCGAUGACACCGACAAGGACACUAUGGCGCACGAGCGUAUGGAAGGAAUCCCUAGUAAGCGCCGCAAUGAUUCCGUUGAGGAGAAUCUGGCACAUUUCGAAGAAAUGAAGAGUGGCUCUGAGGAGGGCCAAAAAUGGUGUAUCCGUGCCAAGAUCUCACCAGACAAUAAAAACAAGGCCAUGAGAGACCCUGUCAUCUACAGAUGCCAACAAGCCCCGCACCCUAGAACUGGUACUACAUGGAAGGUCUACCCAACUUACGACUUCACCUGCCCUAUCUUGGAUUCGGUGGAGGGAGUAUCUCAUGCCCUCAGAACCAUUGAGUACCGUGACAGAAACCCACAGUACGAGUGGAUGCUGGAUGCCUUGAAACUUCGCAAGGUCCAGAUCUGGGAUUUUGCCCGCAUGAACUUCGUCCGUACCCUGUUGUCAAAGAGAAAGCUUACCAAAUUGGUCGACAGCGGCUCUGUCUGGGGAUGGGACGACCCCCGUUUCCCCACGAUCAGGGGUAUCCGACGACGCGGUAUGACUAUUCCUGCCCUCAGGGAGUUUAUCCUGAAGCAGGGCCCUAGUCGCAAUAUUAUCAACCUCGACUGGAGUAUUUUCUGGGCUACGAAUAAAAAGCACAUCGAUCCUGUAGCACCGCGUUUCACAGCAAUCUCUAAAGAGGGUGUGGUCAAGGCAACGGUCAAAGGUGCUCCUGCUACUUUCGUCGAAGACAAACCUAAACAUAACAAAAACCCGGAAGUUGGUACGAAGAAGGUUGCCUUCAGUGACUCCAUCAUUUUGGAGCAGGAAGACGCCAAGAGCUUCAAGCAAGAUGAGGAAAUCACCCUUAUGGGCUGGGGUAACGCCAUUGUUCGCAAGAUUGAAACAUCGGGUGACGUCGUGACACAUCUCGAUCUAGAGCUUCACUUGGAGGGAGACUUCAAAAAGACGGACAAGAAGGUUACAUGGUUGUCUAGCGAGGGCCAGCAGCUGAUCCCGGUCGAGCUUGUUGGCUUCGACCAUCUCCUUACAAAGGAUUCCCUGCAGGAAGAGGACAACUUUGAGGAUUUCCUCAACCCGAAGACCGAAUGGCGCGAAGACGCCUUUGCGGAUGAAAACAUCACAGAAUUGAAACAAGGUGACAUCAUCCAGUUUGAGCGAAAGACCUUCUACCGACUCGACCGCCCAUUUGCCGCAGACGGCAAGCCAGCUGUCUUCUUUGAAAUCCCGACCGGAAAGGGUGGGAAGUAA
This is a messenger RNA of Talaromyces rugulosus, 2139 nucleotides long. RefSeq lists its product as uncharacterized. The record is from RefSeq and is a predicted model, not a curated record. Gene Ontology annotation, cellular component: cytoplasm; cytosol; methionyl glutamyl tRNA synthetase complex. Bases 1 to 2139 code for a protein of 712 amino acids. Lineage: Eukaryota; Fungi; Ascomycota; Eurotiomycetes; Eurotiales; Trichocomaceae. The transcript has 4 exons. Gene Ontology annotation, molecular function: glutamate-tRNA ligase activity; ATP binding. Gene Ontology annotation, biological process: glutamyl-tRNA aminoacylation; translation.